UGAAUCGGGCCUUUCCCCUCCCCCAGCUGGGCCCGGGGCUGAUCCCGCUGCCAUGAACUUCUCGGAGGGCUUCAAGCUCUCGGGGUUGCUGUGCAAGUUCUCCCCCGACGGGAAGCGCGUGGCUUCAUGUGCGCAGUACCGUUUGAUGGUUCGAGAUGUGAACACCCUUCAAAUCCUUCAGCUAUACACUUGCCUGGAUCAGAUCCAAUAUGUGGAAUGGUCAUCUGAUUCUCUCUUUAUAUUAUGCGCCAUGUACAAACGAGGGAUUGUUCAGGUCUGGUCUUUAGAACAGCCAGACUGGCACUGCAAGAUUGACGAAGGGUCAGCAGGAUUGGUGGCUUCGUGCUGGAGUCCGGAUGGUCGUCACAUUCUCAAUACCACAGAGUUUCAUCUGCGGAUAACUGUCUGGUCUUUGUGUACAAAAUCUGUAUCUUAUAUCAAGUAUCCCAAAGCCUGUCAGCAGGGGAUAGCGUUUACGAAAGAUGGCCACUACAUGGCCUUAGCAGAGAGGCGUGACUGCAAAGACUUCAUUAGCCUAUUUGUGUGCAGUGAUUGGCAACUCUUGCGGCAUUUUGACACUGAAACUCAAGACUUGGCUGGCAUUGAAUGGGCUCCAAAUGGAUGUGUUCUGGCAGUGUGGGAUACCUGUCUAGAGUAUAAAAUUUUGCUGUACUCCCUUGAUGGCCGACUGCUAUCCACGUAUCGUGCAUAUGAAUGGUCGCUGGGUAUUAAAUCAAUUGCCUGGAGCCCCAGCAGUCAGUUUUUGGCGAUUGGCAGCUAUGAUGAAAAGGUACGCAUAUUGAACCAUGUGACCUGGAAGAAGAUCACAGAGUUUGAGCAUCCUCCAAUCAUUGCUAAUCCAAAGACUAUUGUUUAUAAGGAAGUGGAGAAAUCUGCAGCUGUAGAAACACAGAAACUCUCUUUCCCUCCAACCAGACCACUGGCCAGCUCUCUCUUCAGUAUACCGAGUAAAUAUAACAUUUCCCAGGUGCCCAUGUCUUUACAGUACAUCAAACCAGUUGCUGAUCGGGCAAAUCCAAGAAUUGGAAUUGGAACACUGGCAUUUAGUCCUGAUAACUGCUUCCUAGCAACUAAAAAUGAUAAUAUUCCUAAUGCCAUCUGGAUCUGGGACAUUCAGAAGCUUAAGCUGUUCGUAGUCUUGGAGCAGUUGUGCACUGUUCACUCAUUUCAGUGGGACCCACGCCAACCUCGACUUGCCAUAUGCACUGGAAAUAGUAAAGUAUACCUGUGGUCUCCAGCAGGAUGCGUGUCAGUGCAGGUACCAAUGGAAGGUGAUUUCCAGGUCCUCUCUCUUUGCUGGCACUCUGGUGGGGACUCAAUGGCACUCUUGAGUAAGGAUAACUUCUGUGUGUGCUACUUGGAAAGAGAGGAGGUAAAAUAACCAAAGUAAAGGCAAGAAAAGCCAUCCUGCAAAUAAAUCUUUGUGGAAAAUGUGCUGCUGGACUUAGAGAGGAGUGAAGAUGGGGCAGAAUCUCAAUCUUCAAACUGAAGAUAUUUUGAGCUCAUUAAAAUCUUACUUGGGGGAGGGAAACAAAACUCCCUUGUAAAAUACUGUGAUAGUUACUUGAAUGACUUGUUCAAAAUUAAAUUGCAAAGUACUAGUGGUGGGAACAAGGCAUCAGGAUUUUAAUGAAGUAAUGGAGUAAAAUCUAAUGAAAACUUCUAAGCUUUUUGAUGAGAAAAAUACUUUGUGAAACUGUAGUUGUUUGUAUAUUGUGUAUAGAAAUUAUUUAAUUUUAUAUAUCUCAAUAAACAUUUUGAUAACUGCAUAAAAUCAAUCCAGCCUACUCUAAGUAUAGAUUUUUCCAUUCUAGUGUUUUGAGUUGGAAGUGGAAAUGCAUUUCACUGUUGUGCUCACAUCUUGACCAGUAACACAGUGCACUGCAAAAUGAUAUUGGUUAAUGAAUAACAUAUCUCAAACAACCUUUCUGGCUCUUUUGCACAGAGUAACAUACAUGUUUUAUGUAAGCAGUUGAGACAUAAGAAAAGUGGUAUCUUGGAAUUAAAUAAGUGAUAGGAAAAUAGCUGUUAGAUGCUGAAUAUGCUUACGGAAUUGGUUACUCUAAGCCUGAGUGGAAUAUUGUACAGUAUAAUUUUACUUUGUGAAUGUUCAGUAAUCAAACCAGGUGUGAUAACUAGCUUGCUUCUAUAGACUAAAACAUCAGAUUGGGCACAAUCUGAACUAUUCUGUGGAGACUGAUACUGCUCUCAAUUAGAGCUCCCUUUUUCAAAAGCCACUCUUAAAACACAUUAUUUUAUUCACCUGAGUUGAUGAAACAAUUACUAUGCUAAUAGUGAAAGGAGGAGUGAUGUUCUCAGCUGUUGUAAGAAAUUAAUUUGAGAAAUGAGGAAUCAAAUUGGAUACAACUAUUAGGAGGAAGGUCCAACAGUAUCAUGUCUUGAUAAUGCCAGCAUCAUAUGCAUCAAAUUACACCUGGGCCUUGUUCUGUUAAUUGUUAGUGCAAUUUACAUUUUAGUUUCAAGAACCACUACACCUGUCACCAAAGAAUAAAUAAAAAGCAACUGUUCUUAAAGUUAAAUUUACUGCCAAAUUAACAAAAAGCUAGACCAGUAUUUUAAAAAAGAACCCACAGUGACAGAGACAUACAGGUGCAUUCCAGAAUCCUUUUACACAAAAUUUAAUUGAAGAAUGAACAUACAUCCGCUUUAUUUCAAGG
Gavialis gangeticus (Gharial) is the source of this 2699-nucleotide messenger RNA. RefSeq names its product WD repeat containing, antisense to TP73 (gene WRAP73). NCBI's taxonomy places the organism in Eukaryota, Metazoa, Chordata, Crocodylia, Gavialidae. Gene Ontology annotation, biological process: microtubule anchoring at mitotic spindle pole body; protein localization to mitotic spindle pole body; mitotic sister chromatid segregation. The transcript has 12 exons. Gene Ontology annotation, cellular component: mitotic spindle; microtubule organizing center; MWP complex. Gene Ontology annotation, molecular function: protein binding. Bases 53 to 1402 code for a protein of 449 amino acids. The record is from RefSeq and is a predicted model, not a curated record.